AUGUGCAAUGCCGACGAGGGAGGGAGCAUAGAGGACUUGCCUGUCUUGCUAGGGCGGUAUGCUGGCGACGUCGAGAAAGGAAAGACGGAAUGGGAGGAGCCAUCGAGCAGAGAAGCCGCAGACUCCCGAAGGGAGUUCCUGCCAGCUCGGGUCUCUUCGCACGCGUCACAGUCCGCAGAGUGCAGCGAGCGCCUCGUUUUGCUCCUGGGCGCUGCUUUUGCACUUGCCCAGGGCGUUACGGCACCUGCGAUUGCGCUUUUCACUGGGGAAAGCAUCGCAACCUUGACCGCUGCGAACCCAACGAAGGAGCAAAUUCUGGUAGCCAUGGCGCCCGCUCUCCUGCAUGUCGGGGUGCUGGCGGUCAUCCAGUUCUGCUUCGCAUUCGGUUGGCAAACCUGUCUCGCCUGGGCUGCUGCCAAACAGGCACAUCGCUGGCACCGUUGUUUCUUGGAGGCGUUCCUGUCCCAAGACAUAUCUUGGUACGACGAGAACGAGCCGGCAGGAAUGGCAAGCAAGCUUGAGGCGGAUGUUGCGAAUGUCUACGUGUUCAUGUGCACCGCCCUCGGUUACCUGAUUGCAAGCCUUGGGCAGACGAUGGCUGGCUUGUCUUUGGCCUUGUAUACCGGCUGGCAGUUGUCCCUGGUAGUCUGCGCAACCAUCCCGAUCCUGGCGUGUGCUGGCCACCGCAUGGGCCGAGAGAUUGAGCAGCAGACAUCCAAGCAGGUGGCAGACUUUGCUCGAGCGUCUGCCGUGGCGGAAGAGUCGCUGAUGGCGAUCCGCACCGUGGCAGCUUUCGGAGGUGAAUCCGUGCAGUCUGCCCGGUUUGGAAAAGAGCUGUUGUCAGCGAAGGAGGGUGGCAUCCGGUCCGGAUGGAGGAUUGGUGCUUCCUGGGGCGGCCUGAACUUCUUCUACUCUUGCCUGUACGCAUUGGCCCUCUGGUUCGGUGGCCAUGUCCUCAUGUCGGAGAACGGUGCCUUCCAGCCCAACGACGUCGUGAUCGUCAUGAUCGCCAUGAUGGUUGGCAGCUCAGGUCUCAGCGCAUUCAGCGGCUACGCCCCAGUGAUGGCGCGAGCAAUCGUGUCAUUUAGAGCCAUGAAGGAGGUGAUGAAGUCCGAGCCCACGGCAAAGACCAUCGAGCAGCCGCUGUACAGCAGCGCGGCGAUGCCAGAGGAACUUUGCGUAAUCGAUAGUGUCGAGUUCCGAGCUGUCAGCUUCAGAUAUCCGACUAGGCCCGAGAAGUGCGUGCUGAACGAUUUCAGCUUUCGGGUGGAGAAGGGCCAGAAGAUUGCGUUCGCCGGUGAGAGUGGGAGUGGCAAGAGCACCAUCAUGCAACUCCUCGAGCGCUUCUACGACCCCUGUGCUGGAGAAAUUUUGGUGAACCGAGUUCCUUUGAAGGAGAUCCCAGUGAAGGCCUGGCGCAAGCUGAUCGGCUACGUCGGCCAGGAGCCUGUUUUGUUCGCAAGCAGCGCCAUGUGCAACAUCAAGGCCGGGGACGACUCCAUUACCGACGAGGCUGCGAUCAAGGCCGCCCAAGUGGCGCAGAUCUACGACACCUUGCAAAGGCUCCCCGAGGGCUUUGACACCUUCGUUGGUGCAGCUGGCGGGAUGUUGUCGGGAGGUCAGAGGCAGCGAGUUGCCAUCGCACGCGCCUUGGCCAAGAAUCCGCAGAUCUUGAUCCUGGACGAGGCAACUUCGGCUUUGGACAACGAGUCGGAGCGGUUGGUUCAAGCCACUUUGGACACCCUUACGGAACACCUGGGACACUUCACCACGAUCGCCAUUGCUCACAGGCUGGUAUCGAUCAAGGGCUCUGACGUGAUCUAUGUGCUUCGCGAUGAGCACUGCUGUGAGCAGGGCAACCACGAAGAGCUCAUGGAUCAGAUGGGCAUCUACUACAGCAUGGCGACGCUGCAGCAGGCAAAGACAGAGGACAAGGAGGAGGAGCCCAGUCCGAGCGCGGCGAUGUCUCCUGCGAGCUUCCUUGCGGCACCCUCGCUGUACAAGGAGGGUCAGGCGGGUGAGGAUCCCGUCUCCAAUUCUGGCAUCCGUUGCCGUCUGCUUCGCAUGAUGAGGGCCUACUGGUGGAUGUGGCCAAUUGCUGCCAUGAUCGUGAUGGCAGAUGCGGCUUCGAUGCCCUUGCAAGCCGUCUUCUUCAACUCGGCCGUCGUGUCACUCUUCGACGGCGUCGGUGUGGGCGACACACAGGAGCUGGAUGAGGCGGUCUUUGGCCUGCUGAUGGUCGGCGUGGGAGCCGGUGUCUUCACCUUGCUCCAGAACUCGCUGUUCACCUACUUGCAAGAGUGCCUUUGCAUGAUCCUGCGCAAGGCGGCCUUUGCCAGCACAAUCCGCAUGGACAUGGCCUUCUUCGACGCACCGGAAAAUCAGACGGCCAGCAUUUUGGUAUCCCUGCAGAGGCACAUGAACCGCGUGGGGCAGAUGCUGGGAAUUCAGCUUGGGAAUACCGCCGGGGCCCUCUUCACCUGCCUCCUGGCCGUUGGCGUCAGCUUCUGGGGCUGCUGGGUCCUGGCCAGCGCGGCCUUGAUCUUCUUGCCCGUCUGCGGUGCUUUAGCUUUCGUGGUGGCAGCGGGCGCCGCCCGGAACGAGCCUGAGGCCGAGCAGGCCUACGCCAGGGCCGGGCACGCCACCUCGGAGGCUGCGACCAGCAUCCGCACGGUGAGGGCGCUGGGGGCAGAGGAGCGCACUCUGGAGAUCAUCGACGCCUCCCUGAACAGGCUCACCGAGCUGAAUGCUGCGAAGAGUUGGAAGCUGGGCCUUUCCUUGGCUCUGAACAUCAGCCUCUUUCCCAUCAUCUUCCUGGUAGGCUUCUGGAUGAGCGCCGUGAGCAUCCAGUCCUGGGGUUUCGAUGCUGGCGAGGUGCUUUUGACGCUCUUUUGCGUGGUCUUUGGGGUGAUGUCCGUCAGCUCCAUCGUCCAGUACAUCCCUGAUUCAGCCUCCGGCUACCUUGCAGCAGCGGAGGUCUUCCGCCUUGUGGACCAGGUCUCCAAGAUCGAUGCCACGCAACCCGUGGGCCGCGUGGAAAGCAUCGGGGACGGCUCGAUCCAGUUUCAGGAGGUGCACUUCUGGUAUCCCCACCGCCCCGAGGUCCGGGUGCUGAAGAAGCUCAGCCUGACCAUCGAGAAAGGUCAGUCGGUGGCUUUUGUCGGCUUCUCGGGCAGCGGCAAGUCGACUUUGAUCCAGCUCCUCCAGCGCUUCUACGAUCCGCAGUGCGGCUCCAUCCGUGUCGGUGGCGUGGAGUUGACGGAUUUGAACGUGGCCUGGUGGCGCAGUCAGCUGGGAGUCGUGGGCCAGGAGCCUGUCCUUUUCGACAUGAGCCUCGAAGACAACGUGAAGUAUGGCUACCCGGAGGCGACAGAAGCCCAGGUGCACGAAGCAGCGAAGGCGGCCAACAUGGACUUCGUCUUUGGGGGCGGCAGUGGCUAUGUGUUGUCGGGCGUGAACACUGGUGCAGUGAGGUGGACGGACCGAGUCGGACUCCGUGGGGAGAAGCUCUCAGGCGGACAGAAGCAGCGCGUGGCCAUCGCCCGGGCGCUGUUGCGGGAGCCCCAGUUCAUGCUCCUGGACGAGGCCAUGUCGGCCCUCGACUCCGUGUCGGAGAAGCUGGUGCAGCAGGCGAUGCAGGAGACAAGGAUGGGCAAGACAAGCAUCACCGUGGCCCAUCGUCUCUCCACAAUCCAAAACUCGGACAAGAUCUUCGUGCUCUCGGACGGACGCCUAGUCGAGUCCGGCACCUACGACGAGCUCAUCAGCUUGCGUGGCAACUUCGCCACCCUUGCAGCUGGAAGCCUGUGA
Molecule: messenger RNA, 3810 nt
Organism: Symbiodinium necroappetens
Lineage: Eukaryota; Dinophyceae; Suessiales; Symbiodiniaceae
Source: the annotation of a GenBank genome assembly